This is a messenger RNA of Cylicocyclus nassatus, 525 nucleotides long. NCBI's taxonomy places the organism in Eukaryota, Metazoa, Nematoda, Chromadorea, Rhabditida, Strongylidae. The record is from the annotation of a GenBank genome assembly.
AUGUUCUUUAAGCUCAUCCUUAUUUUGGUUCUGCUGCAAGUUGUAGCUGCGUGGGCACCCGUGGGCAGAGGAGAAGUUAUGGCUACGCUGCAAUCUUUGGGAAGCUAUGACCAGGCGAAAAACAAAGCUGCGAUGAAACCUCCGAAGGCAUCUAAAAAAGAGGCGCUUGCGACGAAAGCUACCAAAAUCAAUGGUGUUGCGGGGAAAUCUCUCAAGCACAAUAAAACCGAAAUUGUGGAGAAAAUUAAGACCCGACUUGCUGAUAUGGUGAAAUCCUCCGGAGAAAGUAUUUCUGCUUUGAUGAACAAGCCCCAUACCACUGGAGCUAUGCGUUAUAGACUAGCAAUGAAAGCGAAUAGUCAGAAACUUAGAGUUGUCCCUGAGUGUCGCAAUCAAUACUGCUGCGGAGAGUGCAGUGGAAACCAUACAUUACAUACUGGACCAUGGUACAAAUGCUACGGUGACUGCAACAAAAACCAUCCCGUAAAAAAUAAAGAUUAUCGACCUGCCGCGCAAGCGGCAUAA